Phyllostomus hastatus (greater spear-nosed bat) is the source of this 1271-nucleotide messenger RNA. RefSeq names its product C-C motif chemokine receptor 10 (gene CCR10). The transcript is spliced from 2 exons. Bases 24 to 1115 code for a protein of 363 amino acids. Gene Ontology annotation, molecular function: C-C chemokine receptor activity. Gene Ontology annotation, biological process: G protein-coupled receptor signaling pathway; immune response; chemotaxis. The record is from RefSeq and is a predicted model, not a curated record. Gene Ontology annotation, cellular component: membrane. Lineage: Eukaryota; Metazoa; Chordata; Mammalia; Chiroptera; Phyllostomidae.
CUCAGAAACCUGCGUAGCCAGAGAUGGGGACUGAGCCCGCAGAACAGAUCUUCUCGGGCCCCUAUUCUGGGUACAGUGAGGAGGCAUACUCGCCUGGGCCGUUUCCAGAGGUUUGCCACAAGGCGGAUGUCCAGGCCUUCAGUCGCACGUUCCAAUCCAGUGUCUCCCUGACGGUGGCUGCCCUGGGUCUGGCGGGCAAUGGCCUGGUCCUAGCCACCCACCUAGCCGCCCGGCGUGCUUCCCGCUCACCGACCUCCGCCCACCUGCUCCAGCUGGCCCUGGCCGACUUUCUUCUGGUCCUGACCCUUCCCUUUGCUGCAGCUGGGGUUCUGCAGGGCUGGAGUCUGGGAAGUGCCACCUGCCGUGCCAUCUCAGGCCUCUACUCAGCCUCCUUCCACGCAGGCUUCCUCUUCCUGGCCUGUAUUAGCGCUGACCGCUAUGUGGCCAUUACGCGAGCCCUCCCAGCUGGACCGAGGCCCUCCGGGCCGGGCAGAGCACACUUGGUCUCAGCCAUCGUGUGGCUGCUGUCGCUGCUCCUGGCACUGCCUGCUCUCCUUUUCAGCCAGGACGGGCAGCGGGAAGGCCAACGGCGCUGCCGUCUCAUCUUCCCCGAAGGCCUCACUCAGACGGUGAAAGGGGCGAGUGCGGUGGCACAGGUGGUCGUGGGCUUCGCGCUGCCGCUGGGCGUCAUGGCGGCCUGCUAUGCGCUCCUGGGCCGCACGCUGCUGGCCGCCAGGGGGCCGGAGCGCCGGCGCGCGCUGCUCGUCGUGGUGGCCCUGGUGGUGGCCUUCGUGCUGCUGCAGCUUCCUUACAGUCUCGCCCUGCUAUUGGAUACAGUCGACCUACUGGCCGCGCGCGAGCGGAGCUGCCCUGCCAGUAAGCGCAAGGAUCUGACACUGCUGGUGACCGGGGGCUUGGCUCUCGCCCGCUGCAGCCUCAACCCCGUGCUCUACGCUUUUCUGGGCCUGCGCUUCCGCCAGGACCUGCGGAGGCUGCUCCGGGUUGGGAGCUGCAGCUCAGUGCCUCUUCCCCGCGGCUGCUGCCCCCGUCGGCCCCGCCUUUCUUCCUGCUCGGCUCCCACUGAGACCCACAGUGUUUCCUUGUGGGACAACUAAGGCUGCGAAUCAAGUGGAGGGUGCAAGCUGAGGAAAUGAAUCUGGGAAGGCAAUGGGAAGGGGGAGUAGGUGGGGGUACGCUGAAAAAAAGGUAGGGACCUACACGAAUUGCUUAUGUACUUUGCCACAUUAAAUUGAUAACAUGGAAAUGAGAUA